ACGCACGCCUAUUUCAAAAUGCACCCCAAAAAACAAUCUGCCAUACAAUCAAAUCCCCUAUUAUUUCAUAAUAAUUCAUACUAAUUAAUAAUGGUGGUUCUAAGCUUCCAAGCAAUCAACUUCCACACAGCAGGCAGCAGCAUCGCCGCCGCCCAGAGAAAUUACUAUCAGAACAGCAGCAGCAGCGUCGGCAUCGGCGGCGGCGGUGUCCGAUGUGGGAUAGCGGAGGAGUCGGGAGUGCCGGCGCCGAUGGGGCAGAAGACGAAGUACAAGGACGGGAUAUUCGAGAAGGCGUUCAUGACACUUUUCGCCAGGAAGAUGGAGAAAUUCGCGAGAGGCGGAGGAGAAGAUGUUGGGAAGAAGAAGGGAUGGUUGGAUUAUGAUUACGAGGCGUUUGUUGAAGUGUCUAAGAGAGUCAUGCAAGGAAGGACUCGUUUGCAGCAGCAGCAAGUUGUGCGUGAAGUUCUUAUCUCCAUGCUUCCUCCUGGUGCCCCUGCUCAGUUCAGAAAAUUGUUUCCACCGACAAGGUGGGCAGCAGAGUUCAAUGCGGCACUAACAGUACCUUUCUUCCACUGGUUAGUUGGCCCUUCUGAGGUUGUGGAGAUUGAAGUAAACGGAGUGAAGCAACGAAGCGGGGUUCUUAUAAAGAAAUGCAGGUAUCUGGAAAACAGUGGCUGUGUAGGAAUGUGUGUCAACAUGUGCAAAAUACCAACACAAGAUUUUUUCACCAAUGAGUUUGGCCUUCCAUUAACCAUGACCCCAAAUUUUGAAGAUAUGAGUUGUGAAAUGGCGUACGGACAAGUUCCGGUGCGGUUUGAGGAUGACCCUGCAUCCAAACAACCUUGUCUCCCUGUUUUUUGCCCCGUAGCGAAUCCUAAUUCCAGUUUAUGUCCUAAAUUGCAACCAUGAGCUGAUGAAAUUAAUGGAAAACUGAACCUGUACGCUGUAAUUGAGUGAUGAUGUUUUCGUCGAUUCUUUUGGUCGUUGUGAUACUCUUGCAGAUAUAUAGAUACAUAUAAAUGUACAAAAUUGAGGCGGUCGGCCGGUAAUUACUCGAUAUUCUUUCAACAAUAUAUCGUUCUUGAAACACUGGAUAAUUUCAUUUUGAGACUUUUCUUAAUGCUAAAUUUUACA
This is a messenger RNA of Erythranthe guttata (spotted monkey flower), 1134 nucleotides long. Its product is annotated as beta-carotene isomerase D27. The record is from RefSeq and is a predicted model, not a curated record. Gene Ontology annotation, molecular function: iron ion binding. NCBI's taxonomy places the organism in Eukaryota, Viridiplantae, Streptophyta, Magnoliopsida, Lamiales, Phrymaceae.